This is a messenger RNA of Exophiala spinifera, 1956 nucleotides long. RefSeq lists its product as uncharacterized. NCBI's taxonomy places the organism in Eukaryota, Fungi, Ascomycota, Eurotiomycetes, Chaetothyriales, Herpotrichiellaceae. The transcript is spliced from 2 exons. The coding region runs from base 1 to 1956 and encodes 651 amino acids. The record is from RefSeq and is a predicted model, not a curated record.
AUGAUUUGGUCGGUCGAGCGAAUACUAACCCAGGCGUACGGAUUGGUGCCAGAUUUACUCCAUGUGGAUGCGCGAGUGUUGAACACGUUCCAGGCCGGCACCAUCACACAGGAUCCGUUUCAGAUGCUGCAGAACAAGUUGUCAUUUCACAAUUACGUCGCGGUUUUUCAAGCAUUGCUCUGCUACUACAUCCGAGUGUUUGAAGGUCAUUUUGGCCGGGACAUGUUUGUCGUCACCGACGCUCAGGCCGAAUCUCUCACCGCGGCGCUCAGUGUGGCCGAGAAAUUGGUGAUGCUCCGCGCGACAGACUCUGACGGGAAUCCCAGCGAGAUUUCCGAGGUCGACACUCACUUCGAUAUCGAGUCGGAAGGGCAGCUCGAUUCGCUGUCGUCCGAAUCGGAUCAUCAUCUCUUUACAUUCUGUACCGCGCUCGUUCAGCACCAGAUCAUCAAAGCGUACGACAGCGCCAUCAUAUCAUUUCUCGCCGCCCGUUCCACCAUCACCAGCCAUGAAGAUAACACCAUCACGUUUCGUGCCGAGGGCCAGAUCGCCGGCUUACUGAGCAAGUUAAUCUACUGCUGUCAGCUCAUUCUUCUGCAAGACGCCCACUACAUCAAGGAAUUUCAACAGCUAAACGACGUAGAGGUGCCACUUCGAGAGCUCUGUCAGCAUUGGGUCGUCAACAACACUCGAGGCCCGAUCGGCGUGAUGAGUGACUGGCGACUGUACACGAUGCGCGUCGGCGGUGCGGCCAUCCCCGAAGCGCUGGUGGUUUGGGACGCUGACGGUCAGAAUCUAACAUACGGCGACACUCGCUAUGGCAUUACUGAUCUGGCGACGGAGAUGAGUCUGGCUCUUCAAGAGAUGAAGCGAAUCUUUCACGAGGAGCUGUGUCUAGGCUUGCCCGAUGUGCCCACGUUUCCACUGCGAGAGCUCCAAGACAACUGGUCCAACAACCGGCCCGGAUACAGCUUCAUUGAGGAUCCACGCAAUUUGGUUUACUUUGACGGUUGUCAUGACUGGUUAAUCCGACAGAUCUCCCAAAAGACCGACUUACUCGAUCUUGUUUUCCUACAACCCUCAGUCAAGACCGAACCCUCGUUGGGUCAUACGUUGCCGUCUUCGUUGUCUAGCUCUGACGAUCUAGCUGACCUUCUCGCCGCGGAAGCCGAGGAAGAGCGUCGUCUCCUGGAGGCGCAAGAAGGGGCUCCUGCCUUAGCGCAGGAACUGGAACACGACGAGAACACCGACUGGCUUCGGGGUGGUGAAUGGCCGCGAUGGUUUGCACAACGUCCUCUCGCACUGAUUGUGGCAGCCAGUCAACAACCAUCUCCUCAUGGGGAUCACGACCUCAUGUUGGGCACUUGGUGUGGGCGGGACUGCAUUAGCUCGGCGGCCGAGAAGCGGACAUUAAAGCGUCUUAUUCAAGCGACUAAUCUCGUCUUUUCUCGCUGUGCUGAGACGUUACAAGAUACGCCCCGUAUCCUCCGAUAUUGGCUCUGGAGCUGGUCGUCCACAUACCUCCCAUACCCGUUCGCGAUGGUUCAACGCGAAGCGACUAAACGUCGCUACUAUAGUUACUUUCAACGGUUCUUGUGCUACGUGUACCGAAUUUGGCUCCUGGCGACUCAUGUGCAUGCGGAGACAGUCGACGUUACUGGACUGCAGCUAACCGCCAGCCAAAAAGUGAUGAUGCGGCAGGUGUGGAACGAGUUUGCCAGUUUGCCUCGUGGUUUGGAGAUUCAAUGUAAUAGCGAGCCUAUAGAGAUAUCUUUGGAGGAUAAUGCGCCGCUUAUCAAGAAUCUCUUUCAGCUCAUAAUUAUGUUCUGGACUGAUCUCUCGACGGAUAGGACGAUAAGUCACAAUGCUGUGGUGCACUACUCUGAUGUGUUGGGCAUCCUACCCAAUGUGAUACUGAGGGCAUUGUCCUUACCCUUCCUCUUUAGGCAAUCAUGA